AACAAUUUUAUCAAUUUUAUACACAUAGUGUUUUAAAUUUUAAUUGGGCAGAAUUAAAAUUAGUGAUACGUCUCAUCAGAUAUAUUUAUUAAAAAUUUGUUGGAAUUUGUCAACAGUUUUCGAACUUUUAAAUGCAAACCUUUUUAAUUUAUGCAAACAUUCAAAGAUACGGAAUCUUAUAAAAACGAUAUGUCUGCACUUCUAAUUUAUAACAAUGUAGAAAUAUGAAAUUAAAAUAAAAAUAUUUUUGUCAAUGAUUUCGUUCGAAUAAAUGCUGGUAUAUAGACUUGGGUAGACUCAUCGACAUUAUCUGUCGCAACGUGUAUAUAUAAGAAACAUAAAAAAACACUUAAAUUUCGUUUCUUGAACUAUUCAAGACAUAUCUUUGCGGUAGAACUCAUACAUGAAAUGAAUCUUGUAUUCCUAACCUCAAAAUUUAUUUAUGAAUCUGUCAAAUGAAACAUUUAACAUUAGCUGUAUAAUAUGAAAAUAAUACAAAAUUGUAGGUAUUUAAUUUUAGUGUCUGAAUUAAUGUAAUGUAAUACAAAUAUAAACAAGAGUUAAAUAUUAUGACACUGUCUCAGAUUAUUAUGAUUUAAUAUUUAAGAAUUUGAAAGAAUCAUGAGUAACUUGAUAGAUGCCCAUUGGUUUCCUUUAACCUCGCAAGGAAAUAUAUAUUCAAUGACAAAGUUAUGUUCCACCAAUGGCUCCAACAAGGUAUUAGUGGCUUCGUUAAAAAGAAAAAUAUAUACUUGCGAAUAUCAUCUGAUGCCAAAUCUACAUUUAAGACCAUUGGUUAAGGAACUGCUGUUUACAUACAUUCCAAGUGGUGCAGAAAUCAUAUCCAUCGAUGCUUAUAAUAAAUCCGAUACAGGUGACGGGUUUGUGAUAGGAAUAACAAUAAUAAAAGUAAGCACAGAUACAUCCGUGGAGAGAUAUUUAAAUAUAUAUACAGAAGGUGGUGCAGAUGGAGAAGGAGAAGAAUACAGUUCCAUUGAAGCUGUAGCACAAAAUUGCCUCAUGGUAGAAUUAGCAUAUACUCCGUAUCAUUUAUACCAUACUAUACUACCACAACAAAAUUCUUACAGCGAGGUUGUCUGGUUAUUGUCUGGAAGUGAUUAUAAAAUCCAUAUGAUCAGGGAGGAUAAAUUAAACCAUGGUUACAGUGAAUCACCAAUUGAAAAAUAUUUCCCUGAGUUACAUGAUCUUCAAGCAAUUACAAUAUGGAUUAAUAUUUACUAUUAUAGCAAUUAUAACUGGAGACUGACUGUAAUUGGUUGCGAAUGCGGUUUAGUGAAAGUAGCUAUCGUUAAUGUCUUAGAACUGAAAGUCCGUCGAAGUUGGAAAUUGCGAUACGCCGCACCUAUUACCAGUGUAUGCGUAUUUUCACAACAAAAUAAUAUAACAAAACCAACUUUUAUCAACUCUAAAAGCUCAAGUCAUUCUUUGGAUGAUAAAGAAACAAAAUUAAAUGUUCUCAUUGUAAAUACAAGCUAUGCUGUUGUUUUUAUGGAUAUUUUAAAUAAUGGAAUGGAGGAAGACAUAAGAUUAAAUGGUAGCGAAACAUCCGAUUGCAUUUUGUGCUCUUGCAUCGCUGAUAUCAAUAUGGACGGUCAAAAUGAAAUAUUGUUAGGAACUUACGGCCAAGAAAUUCUAAUAUUUUCCUUGGUAAAUGACACGUGGGAAUUGACUGUUAGAAAAUUAUUUGAUGCACCUGUACAUUCUAUAUGUUACAUGGACAUAACAAACGAUGGAAUGAAGGAACUUAUCGUUCUUACACAACGUGGGGUACAUAUAUUACAGCACAAUAUUGCAGAUGUUAAAGAUAAAUGGAGAAAAAGAUAUCAAAAGAUAAUUGGAGGAAAUAAAACAUAACUUGUAUAUAUAAUUUCCGUUUGCCAUAAGGACAAAUCGAAAUCAAUUUUAGUCCACGAAGAUCGAUAUAAAUAAAUAUAAAUAAAUUUUUAUACCGAAGAUUAAAAGAGUAUAUAAAUAUAAUAUGUAUGUAUAUGUAUGUAUGUAAAUAUGUACAUUGUCAAAGAGGAAGAAUCAAAGUAAAUUUAUUUUUAUCGUUACCGUAUACGUAUGACUCAAUGACUAAUAAAGUAUUGAAUAGUAAAAUU
Molecule: messenger RNA, 2123 nt
Organism: Hylaeus volcanicus
Lineage: Eukaryota; Metazoa; Arthropoda; Insecta; Hymenoptera; Colletidae
Product: KICSTOR complex protein kaptin-like
Exons: 8
Coding region: 622-1875 (417 amino acids)
Biological process (GO): actin filament organization; negative regulation of TORC1 signaling; cellular response to amino acid starvation
Cellular component (GO): lamellipodium; actin cytoskeleton; KICSTOR complex
Molecular function (GO): actin filament binding
Source: RefSeq, a predicted model, not a curated record